This is a messenger RNA of Alternaria novae-zelandiae, 930 nucleotides long. RefSeq lists its product as uncharacterized. The record is from RefSeq and is a predicted model, not a curated record. Lineage: Eukaryota; Fungi; Ascomycota; Dothideomycetes; Pleosporales; Pleosporaceae. The coding region runs from base 1 to 930 and encodes 309 amino acids. The transcript has a single exon.
AUGAUGCGCGCUCGUGAGUGCGACAUCGCAGUGGUAACGUCCUCGAAGCACUUUUUCGUGCUUAGCACGCCCGAAGAUAUUGCCGCGUACCGGAUCAACGAUAACCGACGAUUGGAAGGCCUUGUCGAGGAUGUUGUUGAUGUCGCAAAAGAUAUGGGCUUCUCUCGGACCACCAUUAACGGUAUCACGGACGGAUUGACUACAUGCGUUGAUCAUCAGUAUCUGUGGGUAAACGCGACAUAUGAACAGCUGGCUACUGUCAUCUUGUACCUGAGCGCCGUACAAGCGGGUAUCAAACAGCCUGGUAUGUUGAACCAGCUAUCGAUGUGCUUUGGUGCAUCGAUGAAGGGUAUCAAGCAGCUACUCCCACCAGUGUCAAAACUGCUCAUCGAUACCAGCGCAAGGUUUGCCCUUGCUGACUUUAUGCAAACAUUCGAAAAGACAUACCCUGCCUAUCAAAAGCAUUCAAAAUAUCUUGCUCGGCUCCAGCUCAAGUUAUGGCGUCUGGUACUGGACCACUGUCUCUUCCCGUUCAAAUUCAUCACGGCGAACUGGCGACACGUCGUAACAUCUUGCAUAUAUGCGGUGACUACAGUCAACGACGUUUAUCUUGAUACCGAGGAGAUUAGCGCUGUGAUGGGUGCACGGAGCCCUAGCAUUGAUGGCGAAGAUAUGAACACGUACCUGCUCUCUCAUAUUGUGGACGACAAAGCUUACCAGAUCAAGUAUCUUGCUACUAAGGCGCGGCGCCAACGUAAGCUCGAAGCCCGCUCGGGAAGACGUUUCGCACUUGAUGUCGUUGCCGCCCAUCCCGCAUCAGACUCGGUCAUCGGUUUAGAUCGGAGCUUCGAGACGAUCUCGAUCAAUGAGUCUAGGAGGUGGGUCGAUAACAGCUCGUUCAGCCUCUGCAAAUUUAGUAUUCUCCUGUAG